Ordospora colligata OC4 is the source of this 1881-nucleotide messenger RNA. RefSeq lists its product as uncharacterized. The coding region runs from base 1 to 1881 and encodes 626 amino acids. Gene Ontology annotation, biological process: monoatomic anion transport; transmembrane transport. NCBI's taxonomy places the organism in Eukaryota, Fungi, Microsporidia, Ordosporidae. Gene Ontology annotation, cellular component: plasma membrane. The transcript has a single exon. Gene Ontology annotation, molecular function: mechanosensitive monoatomic ion channel activity. The record is from RefSeq and is a predicted model, not a curated record.
AUGGCUUCUGCAGAAAAAGACAAUGAAGCGGAGAAGGAAGAGAAUGCAGAAGUGAGCCCUGAUGAUAAAGAAAACAAGACGGAUGAAAAUAAUAAACAGGAGAAUGUAGAGGAAACGGGCCGUGAUGAUAAGAAGGAAGAAAUGAUCAAUGAUAUCAUAGCAAGUAGUUCGAUCGAUAUACCAACGGAUGAGAACCAGAUGGCAUUUACAAAGGAAAAGAUUAUUCAAGAGGAGCAAUUUUCACUGAUGAACAUGGACAAAUACUUGCAUCAAAAGUACAGCACGGUUGCUGAGAUUAUCCGGUUAAUUCUAGAAAUACUGAUAGUUACGAUACUGCUUAUGGGAUUUCCUGUUGGAUUUACACUGAUAAUGAAUGGAUGGGAUGUAAUGCCAGUUAUGCUUGAGGUUGUGAAAGCUGAGGGCGAAGGGAAGGUGUAUAUGUUCAUGAGGGUUAAUUUCCUUGCACUGGUGUGCUAUGUGAUAUUUGUGUGUGUUUCGUCAGUUGCAAAUAAUAUCAUAUAUAUAAUGGUUGACUUUCUGAAGUUCAUUAAUGUUGAACCUAGCGAGACCGUUAUAGAAGGGGUACAGAUAAUCAACUCUACGUCCUGGUGUUGGAAGCAGUCUUUUAUUGCGCUCUUUGUGUUUUUGGCGAUGUCGUACUUUUCUCCGACAUACAAGUUCAAGGAAAGCGACGUGACCUACUGGUACAUCUUUAUUACAUCGAUGCUUAUGUACUCGAUCUUCAUGACGAUAAUUCUAGUUGAGAAGGCAAUAAUGUGUUUUUUUAUUUCAGAGAUCCGAAUGAAAGAGUAUAGAAAUAGAAUAUGGGAGAUAAACUACAAAACUUUUGUUUUUAAGAAGCUUGCAGCAAUAUCUGAGGCUGAUCCUGCUGAUAGAAAGGAGAUAGCUGAUGAGAUGCAGCCUGACAUUGACCAGGGGUUCUAUCUUAAGUACAAUGACCUAAAGUUGAAUUCAGUAGAGGCAGCAGAGACAGUUGCGAAGUCUAUAUUUGGGUUUUUAGAGAUUCACGAGCUUCCAUAUGAAAAACUAAAGACAUUUUUUGAGGGAAACUUCGAUGAGGUUUAUCUGUACCUAUCUGAUAGGCAAGAGAUUCUUGAGUUGGAUAAUCCACCGAUUAUAUUUGAGGAUCUUAAAACCAGAGCAGAGGCGCUUUAUUAUGAAAGAGUAAACAUCUCGAAGACUCUGCAAUCGAAGGACAAUGUGAUCAACAAGCUUGACAUAAUACUUGUAUUUAUAGCAGGAUAUAUUGGUGCGAUUACUGUGAUGAUGAUUUUAGGGAUAGAUUAUACAGAACUGCUUGCAGCAAUAGUGCCUUCGCUAAUGGCGUUUAGUUGGAUAUUUUCGGACUCAAUCAAGGAUUUAUACAACUGCUUUGUGUUUCUGCUUGUGAGCCAUCCGUAUGACUAUGGAGAUUGGGUGGUGAUUGAUGGACAAGAGCUUUAUGUGUCAUCUGUUGAUCUGAUGUCAUCGGCGUUUGUUGCAGUGAAUGGAAGAUUGGUUUACAUACCCACAACAAUUUUAUUCGAUGCAAAGAUACAUAACAUAAGAAGAUCAGGCAAGCAGUUUGAUGAAGUUGCAAUACUUGUCGAGAAGACUACGCCGCUUGAGAAAGCACAGAGUCUGAGAGACAGUGUUGGGAAGCUGCUUUUAGAAAACAGUAAGUCGUUCUCUGGAGAAAUAUACAUCAAGAGGAUUGAGGUUAUUAUGGAGAAUGUGAAGAUUACUUUUGCAAUACAACACCAGUCGAACUUCCAAGACAUUAAGAAGACGCAGGAGAGGCGUGACGAGUUGAUGAACAUGUUUGAAAAGGAGAUGAAUGAACAAGGAAUCAAGCAUUUCAAUUCGUAUAUAUUUACCUAG